GGGCGGAAGGGGCCAGGCCAGGCUUGUGUUCGGCGCCUUGGCCGGGCUGGGGUUCCGAUGUGGUCUCCGGAGCGGGAGGCCGAAGCCCCGGCCGGGGGAGACCCGGCGGGCCUACUGCCCCCCGAGUGGGAGGAGGACGAGGAGCGCAUGUCCUUCCUGUUCUCCGCCUUCAAAAGGAGUCGCGAGGUGAACAGCACCGACUGGGACAGCAAGAUGGGCUUCUGGGCGCCGUUGGUGCUGAGCCACAGCCGCCGCCAGGGGGUGGUGCGCCUGCGUCUGCGGGACUUGCAGGAGGCCUUUCAGCGCAAGGGCAGCGUCCCGCUGGGGCUGGCCACAGUGUUGCAGGACCUGCUGCGUCGCGGGGAGCUGCAGCGGGAGUCAGACUUCAUGGCCAGUGUAGACAGCAGCUGGAUCUCCUGGGGGGUCGGAGUCUUCCUGCUGAAGCCCCUCAAGUGGACUCUUUCCAACAUGCUAGGGGAUAAUAAGGUUCCUGCCGAGGAGGUGCUUGUGGCUGUGGAGCUGCUUAAGGAGAAGGCUGAGGAGGUGUAUCGUCUGUAUCAGAACUCCCCUCUCUCUUCCCACCCCGUGGUGGCCCUGUCCGAGCUGAGCACCCUCUGUGCUGGCUCCUGCCCUGACGAGAGGACCUUCUACUUGGUGUUGCUGCAGCUGCAGAAAGAGAAGAGAGUCACAGUCCUUGAGCAGAAUGGGGAAAAGAUUGUAAAGUUUGCCCGGGGGCCACAUGCCAAGGUCUCUCCUGUCAACGACGUAGAUGUUGGGGUGUACCAGCUGAUGCAGAGUGAGCGGCUGCUCUCGCGCAAAGUGGAGUCCUUAUCCCAGGAAGCAGAGAGGUGUAAAGAAGAGGCCCGCCGGGCGUGCCGAGCAGGGAAGAAGCAGCUGGCACUGAGGUCUCUCAAGGCCAAACAGCGGACAGAGAAGCGCAUCGAGGCCCUGCAUGCCAAGCUGGACACUGUUCAAGGCAUCCUGGACCGGAUCUAUGCCUCGCAGACAGAUCAAAUGGUUUUCAAUGCCUAUCAGGCCGGGGUAGGAGCCCUCAAGCUCUCCAUGAAGGACGUCACAGUGGAGAAGGCAGAGAGCCUCGUGGAUCAGAUCCAAGAGCUGUGUGACACCCAGGAUGAAGUUUCUCAGACUCUGGCUGGCGGGGUAACCAAUGGCCUAGAUUUUGACAGUGAGGAACUAGAGAAGGAGUUGGACAUCCUUCUUCAGGAUACCACCAAAGAGCCUUUGGAUCGGCCCGACCAUCCCAAUCGCCAGUUUUAUAUCAACAGUGUGCCUGUCCCUAGGAUCUCGGACGCUGAGCUUGAAGCUGAACUCGAGAAACUGUCCUUAUCAGAGGGAGGUUUGGUCCCAAGCAGUAAAUCUCCAAAAAGGCUAUUGGAACCAACUCUCUAAAGCCAUUGAAGGACCCUUAUAUAAAAGAGAGACCAGGCUUGUAAGUGUGUACAUAGUUAUUUAAAGGAGAAGCUCUCUGAAUUUGUUGGGAAGAGGAGGAAGGAGAACCACUCAGAUUUUUCUGGAUGCUACUACUCACUACGGGACAGACACAGCUUCUGCAAGUGUGCUCCAGACUGCUCAUCUUCAUAGUGCCACAAUUUACACCGUUCUGUGUGUGACCUGUCGUCCCUUAGCCUGCAGUUCUUGCCAUUGGCUCAGUUAGGUUUGUCUUCACCCGCCAGCUUUGUUCCAGCUAAUGGAGGUGAAAGACUUGAAACUUUGCUAAAUCAAAAUCAGUCCUUUUCCCCACCCCACUGUUUCUUAGAGGGAUGUGUUCUGUCUGUACAGCCAGUUAAACAGCUUGUCCCAGUCCCACUCCACUGUCAUUGGUAAUGAGAAGAAUGAGAAUCCAACAGCUGCCACUUUAUGCAGAAAGAGACAGUGUAAAAGGUUUUUCUCUAGGGUCAUUUGUCACAUUCUCCAGGUGUUCAGAAAAAGAGGUCACCCUGAGUGGCUCAGAGUCAUGACAUCUGGAGGGGGCUCGUGUGGUUGGUGGUCGCUGCUGCCUCUUCCAUCUUAUGCAGAAGAUCUGACUGGAGAAAGGGAUAUUCUUGGAAUUUCGAACUUGGUGGGGGGAAGCCCAUGUGACUGACUGCAGGGCCCCAAGUGUCCAAACCCGUAUGUUUUUUUUAAAGAGGCAUAAUCGCUGCCUUGCCCCAUCAUGAAUUAACUUAAACGUACCUUCAGUGUAUAUUAUCAGAACAAGCCACACAACAACACACCUCCCCUUGAGCCAGGCACACACCAACAGGCUCUUCGUGUGAAUUUCAGAAGCAUUUUGCUCUGUGCCCACCGCUCAGGGCAGAUGACCUAAGCCAGGCUGUGCAAUAGAAGCAGAAGAUCGGGGUCUGCUGCCGGAUCUGCUGCGUGCCUCCCGGUCCUGCUCUCUACCUGUCCCUGCGUCCUUGAGCCCCGUCUCCCUGCCUCCUUUGAUGGGGGAGGAUGGCGCAGCGGGACGGACAGGAGAAGGGAGCGCUGUGGCAGCAGGGAGAGGAGAUCGCUGCCGGGCUGCACUGCCGCCACAGCGCAAGUACUCCUGCCUGGAGCCCUUCCGGGCGCCCCCGCCCCGCGAGGUGGGGUGCGCGGAGGGGAGGAGUCUGCUCCAGGCCAGGAGCUCCAGUCGCCUUUCAACAAAUUUCCCACUGAAGCUGGGUCACCUGAAAUGUUGGGGGUGAAGAGAAACAAUCACUAUUUUUUCUUUUUUAUCUGGUAAAUAAUUAAAA
Molecule: messenger RNA, 2735 nt
Organism: Pteronotus mesoamericanus
Lineage: Eukaryota; Metazoa; Chordata; Mammalia; Chiroptera; Mormoopidae
Gene: CHMP7
Product: charged multivesicular body protein 7
Exons: 10
Coding region: 58-1410 (450 amino acids)
Biological process (GO): vesicle budding from membrane; late endosome to vacuole transport via multivesicular body sorting pathway
Cellular component (GO): ESCRT III complex; multivesicular body
Source: RefSeq, a predicted model, not a curated record